GGCUCCAGCUCGCCUCGGGCUCGGGCUCCGGCGGCGUCGCUUCCCGGGUGGCCCGGCCCGGGAGCCCCGGCGCCAGCAACGCCCCAGCCAUGGCCCGCGCCCAGGCUCUAGUCCUAGCGCUCACCUUCCAGCUCUGCGCACCCGAGACCGAGACUCCGGCAGCUGGUUGCACCUUCGAGGAGGCGAGUGACCCGGUGGUGCCCUGUGAGUACAGCCAGGCCCAGUAUGACGACUUCCAGUGGGAGCAAGUCCGGAUCCACCCUGGCACCCGGGCCCCUGCAGACCUGCCCCACGGUUCCUAUUUGAUGGUCAAUGCUUCCCAGCAUGCCCCAGGCCAGAGGGCCCACAUCAUCUUCCAGAGCCUGAGCGAGAAUGACACCCACUGUGUUCAGUUCAGCUACUUCCUGUACAGCCGGGAUGGGCACAGCCCAGGCACCCUAGGUGUCUAUGUGCGUGUGAAUGGGGGCCCCCUGGGCAGUGCCGUGUGGAAUAUGACUGGAUCCCAUGGCCGGCAGUGGCACCAGGCUGAGCUGGCUGUUAGCACCUUCUGGCCUAAUGAAUAUCAGGUGCUGUUUGAGGCCCUCAUCUCUUCAGACCGCAGGGGCUACAUGGGCCUAGAUGACAUCUUGCUACUGAGCUACCCCUGUGCAAAGGCCCCUCACUUUUCCCGCCUGGGUGAUGUGGAAGUCAAUGCUGGCCAGAACGCAUCUUUCCAGUGUAUGGCAGCAGGCCGCCCCGCUGAGGCAGAGCACUUCCUUCUGCAGCGGCAGAGUGGGGUGCUGGUACCUGCGGCCGGGGUGCGGCACAUCAGCCACAGGCGUUUUCUGGCCACUUUCCCGCUGGCCGCCGUAGGCCGGGCAGAGCAGGACCUGUACCGCUGUGUGUCCCAGGCCCCGCGCGGCGCCGGCGUCUCCAACUUCGCCGAGCUAAUCGUCAAAGAGCCUCCCACCCCCAUCGCGCCCCCACAGCUGCUGCGUGCAGGCCCCACCUACCUCAUCAUCCAGCUCAACACCAACUCCAUCAUUGGUGACGGGCCGAUUGUGCGCAAGGAGAUUGAGUACCGCAUGGCUCGGGGCCCGUGGGCCGAGGUGCACGCCGUCAACCUGCAGACUUAUAAGCUGUGGCACCUUGACCCCGACACCGAAUAUGAGAUCAGCGUGCUGCUGACUCGCCCUGGGGAUGGCGGCACUGGCCGCCCAGGGCCACCGCUAAUCAGCAGAACCAAAUGUGCAGAGCCCAUGAGGGCCCCCAAAGGCCUGGCUUUUGCUGAGAUCCAGGCGCGACAGCUGACCCUGCAGUGGGAGCCCCUGGGCUACAAUGUGACGCGUUGCCACACCUAUACCUUGUCCCUUUGCUACCACUACACCCUGGGUGGCAGCCACAAUCAGACUGUGCAGGAGUGUGUGAAGAUGGAACGGGGAGCCAGCCGCUAUACCAUCAAAAACCUGCUGCCCUACCGGAAUGUCCACGUGCGCCUUGUCCUCACAAACCCAGAGGGGCGCAAGGAGGGGAAGGAGGUCACCUUCCAGACUGACGAAGAUGUGCCUGGUGGGAUCGCAGCAGAGUCCCUGACCUUCACUCCACUGGAAGACAUGAUCUUUCUCAAGUGGGAGGAACCUCAGGAACCCAACGGCCUCAUCACUCAAUAUGAGAUCAGCUACCAAAGCAUCGAGUCCUCUGACCCAGCAGUGAAUGUGCCAGGCCCACGACGCACCAUCUCCAAGCUACGUAAUGAGACCUAUCACGUCUUCUCUAACCUGCACCCCGGCACCACCUACUUGUUCUCUGUGCGUGCCCGCACUGGCAAGGGCUUUGGCCAGGCAGCUCUCACCGAGAUCACCACCAAUAUCUCAGCUCCCAGCUUUGACUAUGCUGACAUGCCAUCACCCCUGGGCGAGUCUGAGAACACCAUCACCGUGCUGCUGAGGCCAGCGCAGGGCCGUGGAGCACCCAUCAGCAUUUACCAGGUGGUUGUGGAGGAAGAGAGGCCGCGGCGGUUGCGACGGGAGCCAGGCGGUCAGGACUGCUUCCCGGUGCCUCUGACCUUUGAGGCAGCGCUGUCUCGUGGGCUGGUUCACUACUUUGGAGCUGAACUGGCGGCCAGCAGCCUGCCUGAGGCCAUGCCCUUCACCGUGGGUGACAACCAGACUUAUCGAGGCUUCUGGAACCCACCGCUUGAACCCAGGAAGGCCUAUCUCAUCUACUUCCAGGCAGCAAGCCACCUGAAAGGGGAAACCCGACUGAACUGUAUUCGAAUUGCCCGGAAAGCUGCCUGCAAGGAGAGCAAGCGACCUCUAGAGGUGUCCCAGAGAUCAGAGGAGAUGGGUCUCAUCCUGGGCAUCUGUGCAGGUGGCCUUGCUGUCCUCAUCCUCCUGCUGGGAGCCAUCAUAAUCAUCAUCCGCAAGGGGAGGGACCGCUAUGCCUACUCCUACUACCCGAAGCCAGUGACUAUGACCAAGGCCACUGACAACUACCGCCAGGAGAAGACUCACAUGAUGAGUGCUGUGGAUCGCAGCUUCACGGACCAGAGCACCCUGCAGGAGGAGGAGCGGCUGGGCCUGUCCUUCAUGGAUGCCCCUGGCUACAGCCCCCGAGGAGACCAGCGAAGCAGUGGGGUCACUGAGGCCAGCAGCCUCCUGGGGGGCUCCCCUCGACGCCCAUGUGGCCGGAAGGGCUCCCCAUACCACACGGGGCAGCUACAUCCUGCUGUACGUGUGGCUGACCUUUUGCAGCAUAUCAACCAGAUGAAGACAGCUGAGGGUUAUGGCUUCAAGCAGGAAUAUGAGAGCUUCUUUGAAGGCUGGGAUGCCACCAAGAAGAAAGAUAAGCUCAAGGGCAGUGGCCGACAGGAGCCGAUGCCUGUCUAUGACCGGCACCGAGUGAAAUUGCACCCAAUGCUGGGAGACCCCGAUGCUGACUACAUUUCUGCCAACUACAUAGACAUUCGGAUAAACAGACAAGGCUACCACAGGUCAAACCACUUCAUAGCCACUCAAGGGCCGAAGCCUGAGAUGAUCUAUGAUUUCUGGCGCAUGGUGUGGCAGGAGCACUGUGCAAGCAUCGUCAUGAUCACCAAGCUGGUAGAGGUGGGCAGGGUGAAGUGCUCUCGGUACUGGCCAGAGGACUCAGACAUGUAUGGGGACAUCAAGAUCACACUGGUGAAGACAGAGACUCUGGCCGAGUAUGUGGUGCGCACCUUUGCCCUGGAGCGGAGAGGCUACUCUGCCCGGCACGAGGUCCGCCAGUUCCACUUCACGGCGUGGCCAGAACAUGGUGUCCCCUACCAUGCUACAGGGCUGCUGGCCUUCAUCCGGCGUGUGAAGGCCUCUACCCCACCUGAUGCUGGACCCAUUGUCAUCCACUGCAGUGCGGGCACUGGCCGCACAGGCUGCUACAUCGUCCUGGAUGUGAUGCUGGACAUGGCAGAGUGUGAGGGUGUUGUGGAUAUUUACAACUGUGUGAAGACCCUCUGUUCCCGGCGUGUCAACAUGAUCCAGACUGAGGAGCAGUAUAUCUUCAUCCAUGAUGCAAUCCUGGAGGCCUGCCUGUGUGGGGAGACCACCAUCCCUGUCAAUGAGUUCAAGGCCACCUACAGGGAGAUGCUCCGAAUUGACCCUCAGAGUAAUUCCUCUCAGCUGCGGGAAGAGUUUCAGACACUGAAUUCGGUCACACCGCCGCUGGACGUGGAGGAGUGCAGCAUCGCUCUGCUGCCCCGGAACCGGGACAAGAACCGCAGCAUGGACGUGCUGCCACCCGACCGAUGCCUGCCAUUCCUCAUCUCCACUGAUGGGGACCCCAACAACUACAUCAAUGCAGCCCUGACUGAUAGUUACACUCGGAGCGCAGCCUUCAUCGUGACCCUGCACCCACUGCAGAGCACCACCCCUGACUUCUGGCGGCUGGUCUACGACUAUGGAUGCACCUCCAUCGUCAUGCUCAACCAGCUGAACCAGUCCAACUCUGCCUGGCCCUGUCUGCAAUACUGGCCAGAGCCAGGCCGGCAGCAGUACGGCCUCAUGGAGGUGGAGUUUGUGUCCGGUACAGCCGAUGAGGACUUGGUGGCCCGAGUUUUCCGGGUGCAGAACAUCUCCCGGCUGCAGGAGGGUCACCUGUUGGUACGGCACUUCCAGUUUCUGCGCUGGUCUGCUUACCGGGACACACCUGACUCCAGGAAAGCCUUCCUGCACCUGUUGGCUGAGGUGGACAAGUGGCAGGCGGAGAGUGGGGAUGGGCGCACUGUGGUGCACUGCCUCAACGGGGGCGGCCGUAGUGGCACCUUCUGCGCCUGUGCCACGGUCCUGGAGAUGAUCCGCUGCCACAGCCUGGUGGAUGUUUUCUUUGCUGCCAAAACACUUCGAAACUACAAGCCCAAUAUGGUGGAGACCAUGGAUCAGUACCACUUUUGCUAUGACGUGGCACUGGAAUACCUGGAGGCGUUGGAGUCAAGAUAGCAGGCCCCUGGCCUGGGGCACCCACUGAGCACUCAGGGCCUGGCCCGCCAUCCUAGACUGGUGAAGAGGACCUGUGUCCCCACUCUGCUCAGCCAUAACCCUGUGGGGAGAACACUGGAGUGGACACUGCGCCAUCUUGGUGGCUCCCGUGGGCAGACUGCAGGCCAAAGAGGAGCUUAGCAAGAAUGCAGUCAGCCCCGCCUCUACAGGGCCCCACAGACCUGUGCAGAGAGGCCUGGGCCAGUGAUCCUGGGCUAGAACAGUCAGUGCUGGGGGAUCCAGGCCACACUCCUCGACUUCAUCCCAGCCCACAAGAGAUGAGUGAGGCUCUGCAGAGAAAGUGUCCCAAGCCAAGGUUUUCACCCAACACGGCCCCUUCUACAUGCAGUGGAGGCACACUGGGGCUUGGCACCCUGAGUCCCGCCUGGCCUGGCCACUGAGCAGCUGCGGCUGUGUCCUGAGUUGCCGGUGGGACCUGAUGAACAUCUUCCAGUUCCCUUCUCUAUCCCUCUGCUCCCACGGACCUUGGGGUGCUGUGCCUGCCAUGCCCCCUCCCCUUCUGCUUCUGAGCUUCCUGGACUAGGAUCUCUCAUCUGGGCCCCAUCCCUGCCUGGCCCAGUGUCUGCAGAGUGAUGUCACCUCAGCCCCCUCUUCCCUAGCCUUCAGGGUUGGUCCUGCUCAGCUCUGCAAGGCUGAACCACAGCCCCUGGGGUUGAGGUCCCUGUGGCAUCUGGUGAGGCCGCCACUGGGACAGUACAAGAGCAGGGCGGGUCUCAACCCUUAGCGUUCAGGAAAGGAAGGGGGCACUGUGGGAUGGAGGACCAGUGCUUUUUUGUUGUUAUUUUUUGAUGGGAGGGUGAGAAAUUCUCUUUAUAAUGGGGUAGGCCACAUCCCCAUUCCGUGCCUCAAUUUCCCCAUCUAAACUGUAGAUAUGACUACUGACCUACCUCGCAGGGGGCUGUGGGGAGGCAUAAGGUAAUGUUUGUAAAGUGCUUUGUAAAUAAAUGUGCUCUCUGAAUGCCACUCAGAGACCCUGUGUGUGACUGA
This is a messenger RNA of Nannospalax galili (Upper Galilee mountains blind mole rat), 5498 nucleotides long. It is a transcript of the gene Ptpru, whose product is annotated as protein tyrosine phosphatase receptor type U. The record is from RefSeq and is a predicted model, not a curated record. Lineage: Eukaryota; Metazoa; Chordata; Mammalia; Rodentia; Spalacidae. Gene Ontology annotation, biological process: protein dephosphorylation. Gene Ontology annotation, molecular function: protein binding; protein tyrosine phosphatase activity. Gene Ontology annotation, cellular component: membrane. The transcript is spliced from 32 exons. The coding region runs from base 90 to 4451 and encodes 1453 amino acids.